AUGUCAUUUGCUUUAUCAUUUGCAUUUACUAUGCAUGGUUAUAUUGGUAAUUUAUACGUAUUAGGUUUAAGUAUAGUAGUAGUAUUAUUUAAUAUUAUUGCAGAAGCUACAUUCUUAGGAGAUCAUACAAUAGCUGUUAGAAAAGGUUUAAAUUUAGGAUUUAUAUUAUUUGUAUUAUCUGAAAUAUUAAUUUUCGCUGCUAUCUUCUGA
This is a messenger RNA of Saccharomycopsis crataegensis, 210 nucleotides long. The record is from RefSeq and is a predicted model, not a curated record. Lineage: Eukaryota; Fungi; Ascomycota; Saccharomycetes; Ascoideales; Saccharomycopsidaceae.